Molecule: messenger RNA, 922 nt
Organism: Raphanus sativus (radish)
Lineage: Eukaryota; Viridiplantae; Streptophyta; Magnoliopsida; Brassicales; Brassicaceae
Product: non-specific lipid transfer protein GPI-anchored 3-like
Exons: 3
Coding region: 266-793 (175 amino acids)
Source: RefSeq, a predicted model, not a curated record
AUGGAUUUAACUAACUAAUGUCACUAAUCCAGCGCUUAGUCUUUGAUCCGCUGCGUAAGAAUCGGAUCAGAACUGAUUUUGUUACUGUUUCUCGAAAAAACAGGAAGAAACUCGAUUAGAUUCAAAGGAACAAACAAAACGAUAACCAACGUGUGUGUACUAUAUAUAAGAAACGUGGAGAUCGAUGUAUUACAGCAAUCCACACAACUUUCAAAGGAAGACAACAAAACCGUUUUUUUGAAACAUUAACUCUUUGUUUUUGAAAAUGGAGGCCGUUAGAUUCGCCGUCGCCGUCGUUUUUGUGUUUUUCGCUGUUUCUUCGUCUAGCGCUGAACCUACACCGACAACAGGUGGAGCUGGAGGAAAAGGAGAUGCUCACUCAAUGCCGUGUAUACAGAAACUGAUGCCAUGUCAGCCUUAUCUCCACUCGGUGACUCCUCCACCUCCUGCGUCGUGUUGCCUUCCGUUGAAUGAGAUCGUGGCGAAAGACGCGACGUGUCUUUGCUCCGUAUUCAACAAUGUCGACAUGCUCAGAUCGCUUAACCUCACUAAAGAAAACGCUCUCGUUCUCCCUAAAGCUUGUGGCGCCAAAGCUGACAUCUCGCUAUGCAAAGCCAGCAAUGGCACCACUACACCUUCGACGUCGCCAGCAACUACCACAACUCCUCCGGCAUCUUCCACUGGAACCGGAGCUUCUUCAACUGCCAAACCAACAAACUCGGCUCCGGCCAUCAACUUCGCCGGAGCUAGCUUCGCAUCAGCUUUCGUGGCCUUGGCUACAAUCUUCUUCUGAUCUACUACUAUAUUGCAUUAUGUCUUUUUAUUCAUUGUUCUGUAGGUUUGCAAUUGAAAAUUGUUUGGUUAUUUAUUAUUAAUAUGCACUUGAAAUUUCUAAUAAUAAUAAUUUCCAACAUGUCUUUAC